Molecule: messenger RNA, 1333 nt
Organism: Hydra vulgaris (swiftwater hydra)
Lineage: Eukaryota; Metazoa; Cnidaria; Hydrozoa; Anthoathecata; Hydridae
Source: RefSeq, a predicted model, not a curated record
ACGAAUUAACGCAAGUCUUUAUCAACUUCCAGUUUGCUUCUUACUGGAACCUGACAUAUGUUUACGUUAUAUCAUUUAUUAUUUUUUUUGUAACCUUAAAAUUUAUUAAAUUUUUGCAGUUCAAUCAACAUGUUUCAAUGCUUUCUUUGACUUUUAAAGCUGCUUGGUACCCUUUAACCAUGUUUGGAAUAAUCUUUUUCAUAAUUUUGUGCUCUGUUGCAACUACAUCAAGUAUUGUUUUCGUGAAUUUCGUGCAAGUUUUCGGAAUCAGCCUAAAGAUAAUGAAAUGGUUGAUUUUAUAAUGGCUCGUUUUAAAGACUUGUUUGGGUGGAGUCUCUCAAGAAAGUCCGAGACAAAACAUCAUUGUGAAAAAUCUAAAAAUUGUUUACCAAUCUACUCUAAAAACAAAUUUGAUAAAAUGCGAAAGUUUAAAGGAGUUGAUAGAGUGGUUCACGCGUUUAAAUCAGAGAAUGCAAUUCUCUGCGUAUCUAAAUACUCAAUUCAAUUGCAUAUUAAAACUAAAUACGAUUAUUUGUUACAAGAGAGAGUGCUCGGUAUUGAUGAAAGCAAAUCUCUAGAUAAGUUUAUCAGCUGCAUGAAUCUUGUCUAUAAAGCAUCAUCUACAAAUAUAAAAAUUGAAGUUUUAGAUGUUCCAAAAUAAUUUGCAAGUUAUUAAAAGUCAUCAAUCAACAAUUAAUGAAAUGAAUUUUUUUACUAAACUAAAUAUUUUUCAAUACCUUAUAAAUAUCUAAAAUUCCAUGCAUAAACCAUGUAAAUGUAUUUGUAAAUCACUUUUGCGUUUUUAAUUCGCUUAAAUGCGAAUCUGUUGUUUAAUAUCUUGUUUUAAGGACGAUGUUUAAUAUCUGUUGUUGUUUGUUACUGUGAUUGAAUAGUUUGUAUAUUUUGAAGGUGUUUGUGACAAACAUAUUUUGAAGUGCUUGUGACAAACAUAUUUUUGACAAUUGUUAUCAAUUUUUUUUUUUUUUUUUUUUUUUGUAUAUCACAAAAUCGCUAUAAACUUCGAUUUCAACAGCUAUUUUGACCGAACUUUUAAUACUAUCUCAUAAUUUCGGUUACUGCAUACCAACAUGAAUAUGCACGAUUUUGAAGUUUUUAUAUGCAAAAAAAAUAUUUUCAGUGAGGGGCAAUUAAAUAUAAUAUAGUAAUUUAAAUAUAGUUUAGUGACGCACCGCGCAUACUCGAGGUUCUAGCAUUUUAAAAUUUCACUGACUUUAAAGAAAAAGAGUAAUAAUUAUUUAGUAUACUUGGUAACUCUUAAUUAUUUAGUAUACUUGGUAACUCUUAAUUAUUUAGUAUACUUGGUAACUCUUAA